This is a messenger RNA of Dendronephthya gigantea, 765 nucleotides long. RefSeq lists its product as uncharacterized. Bases 1 to 765 code for a protein of 254 amino acids. The record is from RefSeq and is a predicted model, not a curated record. The transcript has 3 exons. Lineage: Eukaryota; Metazoa; Cnidaria; Anthozoa; Malacalcyonacea; Nephtheidae.
AUGGUGUUUCUGGUAGAACAUGAGAAAAAGAUGAAGUUGCAUUCCAAAUAUGGCAUCAACGUACCAAGAUCUGUUGUUCAAGUUUUUCUGGCUGAGCUUGAUCUUGUCGGAACCCAGCAAAGAAAAGCUCAUUGCCUUAGACGACGACGGUAUUCCAACCCCGGCCCCAACUACAGUUGGCACUCUGAUGGUUAUGACAAGCUUAAACCAUAUGGGUUUCCGAUACACGCAUGCAUUGACGGAUUUAGUAGAAGACUCAUCUGGCUCAGACUUACCAGAAGCAACAACGAUCCGCAUAUUAUUGCCUCAUUCUUUUUGGAAUCUAUUAAAGAAUUGCAAGCUUGUCCAACACUUUUGCGAACAGACAGAGGCACGGAAAAUGGAAGUAUGGCAACGGAUAUGGUAGAUGGUGGUGAGUUGGACACAAGCAACCAUUUGCAUAUGGAGUGCCUUUGGUUUUCAUUCAACAAAGUUAUUGAAAAUGAAUUGAGUCAAGUUCAAAGUAAUUGGAACAAUCACUAUAUUCGAAAAUCAAGGUACCAGACUGUAGCUGGAAUUCCAAAUAAGCUAUAUUUUUUGCCAGAGGAGAUUGGGUCAAAAGAUUACAAGAAACCGUUUCAUCCUGUUGAUCUGAAUAUGAAGUUAACUCGUCCGAGGCAGUUGACUCUAAUGAAGGCAACGAAACCAGUGAUUACCAUCUCUACUUCAACUGCGUACUUCACACUCUUGGCUUUGAUCCUCCAACCAGUUGGCGAGAAAGCUUGA